AUGUUUAUCAGAUCUGCAAGAUAUGCUUUUUCAUCCUUUCCUUCACCAUUAGUAUCAGUAUAAUAUUUGAAAUAAAAUCUCAAUAAAGUCAAAGUUUUAGGUAAAAUAAAGGUUGAAAAUAGAUUGUUCAUGGUACCUUCCUUAAAUGAAUCGUAAUGCAGAAUUAGAAUAUAAAAAAUCACAUAUUCCUGGUGCAAUCCGUUUUGAUAUUGAUGCAAACAGUCUCUAAGAAACUAGUUUACCUCAUAUGCUUCCAAAAAAAGAAGAUUUUGAAAGGUAUAAAUUUAUCUAUUUAAGGUCUGUAUCUGAUAUGGGAAUUAGUAAUAAUGAUCAAAUAGUAGUUUAUGAUGGAUUGAAUAUCUUUACAUCUGCAAGAGUAUAUUGGCAAUUCAAAUACUUUGGACAUAAAGAUAUAUCUGUUUUAGAUGGUGGUUUUCCAGCUUGGAUUAAAGAAAAUUGUGCAGUUUCUGAUGCUCCACCUUAAAUUAAGUAGGCAAAAUACAAGGCUACUCCUUAACCUCAUAUGUUAAGAGAACUUGAUUUCAUUCUUAAAAAUAUAGAGAAUUAAAAUAAAGGAUAGAAAGGAGAUUAUGUUUUAGAUGCUAGACCAGCAACUUCAUUUAAUGGGGAAGUACCUGAACUCAAUCCUGCAUUACCAAAUGGUCAUAUGCCAUAUUCAACUUCAUUACCUUUCANAUAAACAUUAUAGAGUAUAUAUUCAGAUGAGAAAAAUAUCUCGUUAAACCCUAGAAAUGAGCAAAAAUUAGAUGAUAUUGUAAAGGCAGCACCAAUCUUAUUAUCAUCAUUAUCAAUGUAAAAUUAAGCAAAUAGCAUCAAAAAUGUAAUAAUCUAAUAACAUUCUUUUCAAUACAAUUUAGGCAAUGGUCAUUCUUUAAAUAAUACUCCCUGGGUUUUUACUUAAUCUAGGUGUUUUGAAUAAUGUCCAUAAAAUUAGAGAACAUCCAAUCAUUGA
This is a messenger RNA of Paramecium pentaurelia, 973 nucleotides long. The record is from the annotation of a GenBank genome assembly. NCBI's taxonomy places the organism in Eukaryota, Ciliophora, Oligohymenophorea, Peniculida, Parameciidae.